Messenger RNA from Nilaparvata lugens (brown planthopper), 1092 nucleotides. RefSeq lists its product as uncharacterized. Lineage: Eukaryota; Metazoa; Arthropoda; Insecta; Hemiptera; Delphacidae. The transcript is spliced from 4 exons. The record is from RefSeq and is a predicted model, not a curated record. The coding region runs from base 293 to 727 and encodes 144 amino acids.
AGAUGUUAUAAGCCUCUUGUGCGGGCUCCUCACGGAUUUAAUAAUAAUCAUCAACAACAUUAAUUUUCAAAAAAAAAACAAAAAAAACUAUCAAACAGUUGAAAAAAUUAAUUGAAAAUCUUAACCAAGUUCACGUAUUUAUAAAGAACCGUCGUCAAUCGUCUCUCUCUCUUCCUUAUAAGUUAUGAUCUACGAAUAAUGUGUUCGGUGAAGUUGCGAUAGAAUCCUUCAACUUUUGGCAACAGAAAUACUGAAAGGUUUCGGCUGCGUUGAAGUUGUUCGACGACCCGACAUGAUGGAAGGUUCCAGGUUUGGCAGCUCGUUGAAGAUACACAACUCCAGUUGGAUUCUCGUGCUAUUCAUCGUCUUCAGUGCUGUUGUACCAACAUUGACGUUGAGGUGCUACCAGUGUGGCCAAUACAACGACGGAGUCGGUUCCAUCACACCAUGUAUAAACUACACUGAAAGACUCCAUCUCAAGGACUGCCCAGCUAAACUAUCACAAAACUGUAUCAAAUACGUGAGCGAGGGCAGCACAGUUCGCGACUGCGCGGCAGAAUGCGUGGAAAAAGGUGAAGCAUGGGGCACGAAGAUCUACUGUUGCCGUGAGGACGGGUGCAAUCGAGGAGUGAGUCAGCAGACGGUGCACUUGUGGACAGUUCUCGCUCUCCCUCUCGCCGGCGUCUGUCUCUCUUCGCUGCUCACGUCGCAGCGUCGACUCAACUGAGAUCAACACAUCCGAGGGAGUCGUCUCAAUUGAGAUCAACACAUCUGAGAGAGAGUCAUCUCGAUUGAGAUCAACACAUCUGAGAGAGAGUCAUCUCGAUUGAGAUCAACACAUCUGAGAGUGUACUCUCAAUUGAGAUCGCACAUCUGAGAGUGUACUCUCAAUUGAGAUCGCACAUCUGAGAGUGUACUCUCAAUUGAGAUCGCACAUCUGAGAAUGCAGUCUCAAUUGAGAUCGGCACAUCUGAGAGGGUAGUCUCAAUAUUGAGAUCAACACAUCUGAGAGAGUCGUAUCAAUUGAGAUCAACACAUCUGAGAGGGUAUUCUCAAUUAUUGAGAUCAGCAUUUCUCAGAGUUUAGUCUCAA